AACUUACAAAGAAUGUAUGCAUCACAAGUGCUUGUGUAUUUACUUGCCGACCUCGACAGACUGUGGAAGCCAGAGCUACCACAUGCAGUACCAGUUAUGUACUGUUAUAGAGGAUAUAGUUUGCCUAUGGACAUUGCCAGAAAGUUGAUCGAACAUUGCAUUCAUGCAUGCAUUCAAAGAGGAUUACACGUACCUGUUGUGUCUUCAGAUGGCGAAUUUGUGCAACUGAUGGUUCAAGGAAAAAACGGACAACCACUUACAACACAUCAGCUUAGUAAACAAGUUUGGACAGAGGUUUGCAAACUCAAGAAAAACGAAAUACUUAAGUUAAUUUCAAGUGUCAACAUAGCACACAGAAUCUACACUGAUGACAACGGUCGUUCAUUUAUAGAAAGCAUAAACAACGGGUUCAAGCUUAAGACGCCGAGGGAUUACAUGAAAACAAAUGUUAAACGAAGCAGAUGCUCGUUUGUUUCUACUCAAAACGAGGAUCACUGUGACAAGCAACAGUCGAACAAUGACCAUACUAUAGAACCGUUUAAUGACCUUGCAGAUCACACGAUGUCAAAUACAAACGCUCACAAUAUUCCCGACUGUGAUGAUACAAUACCAUACGAAUUUGAGGAAACGUUACGUGAAAUGCAAAAUAAGAGUCAAUGCUAUGUAUUAACUCUUAAUGAUGGGAAAGAAAUAUGCUACUUGUUGAAACAAAACAAUCAUAUGAAAUGGGUGAACAAAACGCCAGAACAAAUGGUCGAUAUGCUCAUGACUAAUCCAAGUCAAUUACUGAAAAAUGAGUUAUUAGAUGUUUCAAAAUAUUUAAACUUAAAACUAAUAGGAACGGAAAAUGAACUGAAAAUAAAAAAUGUUACGAAAUGUUAUUUACUCACUCAGCUAAGAAAUCUUCUAGGCUCAGAUAUGGAAGAGGAAAACAAGAUCACAAGACCGAAACGGACACAGACAGUGAAGCAACCCAAAGCCUUAAAAACAAUAGCAAUGUCGGUUCUAAGGAAACCAAAUUAUCCUAAACAAGCUCUAAACAUAGCUUAUGCUACGUACAUAUGGCCUGAAAAACUAACAAAUUGGAAAUCAAAUGGGAAAGUUGCCAACCGAAUUAAGGUUUGUGGGCCACAGGAGAACGACGAUGUGUAUUUUGAACCGUACUAUCUUCCGGAAUUUGAUUCAAAUAUGGAUGAUUUUAGAAUUUAUGCGUAUGACAAAACUCAUUUAGGUACAAACCUCAGGAAAGCUUUAUGCUUAGACAAGAUAUCGGGUAUUUCAGUAGACGCAUGGGCAUACGUUUCUAAGACUAAACCUGACGUGUUGCAUCCAUCCGUUAUUGAAGUUACUGAUGGGAAGAUACUUGACCAGAUGAAAGAACUACUGGCCAAAACAAUGGUCAGCAUUGCAGUAGAAGAAGAGAUGACUAAAGGCGGAUUUAUAAAAGAAGCAGAAUUGUGUAAAUUGAUUCGGGAAGGUUUAUUUGAAGCCGAUGACAUGCCAGGAAUACCGGCUUUCGAAAGAUGCAAAAGACGUUUGGCACUAAUUGAAUGGCUUAACAAAGACGUCAAUUUUGGAGCUUUUCCGCCGUACGGAAACUACAUAAAGGGCAUGUCUCAUAUCCUGUAUGAAGGAUUACGAACAAGUCAAGAAGGCAAACUGUACUUAUAUGCCCUUGCGAAUUCCGGGACGUACUGCGUACGUGCACCCAACACACUUUGUAGCGAGUCGUUCUUCUCGUCAAUGCAAGAAACAGAUCCUUGGGGUCAAGGGAUACUAAGUUCAAGCGGAGUCCAGAAGCAUAUAUCGGACUUCACAACAAUAACUUCAAUGAAAAUGGAAGAUUCACGAAACAUCUUCAUUAAGACUAAACGUGAUGCAGCGUACCCCAAUCCGACUGUCGAUAUGCCUACAAGCCCUACAUCUGUAGCAAAUCCAGUAGAACGCCGCCCUGAAGUAGUUUGCAAUUGCCGGGAAAAUAGAUAUAUUCAAUGCAUAGUUCCAAGGGAUCAUUAUUUUGACACCCAAGCCCGAGCCAGAUUAUUAAAGAAAGAAAAAAUAUAUCAACCGAGUUCGUCGAGCACUGUGAGGGGUGAGCAACCCAUUCGAGCACAGUACGGAUACAAAAUUAACGAAGCAAAAAUGUUACCUUCUAAACGUAUUGGCAUAUAUCGUGUUGGUGAUCAUGACUUUGACAGCAAUGCCUAAGUGCUGAGCAAAUGAAAAGUAAUAACUGAGAUACAUGUUAUAAGCAAUGCAUGUCGCGCAUAAUUCAUCAAAUGGAAAACUGUUGUUCACUUUAGCAUUAAAAAAACACUUUAAGCUGUAAAUAACAUAUUUAAUCAUUG
This is a messenger RNA of Dreissena polymorpha, 2348 nucleotides long. RefSeq lists its product as uncharacterized. NCBI's taxonomy places the organism in Eukaryota, Metazoa, Mollusca, Bivalvia, Myida, Dreissenidae. The transcript has 3 exons. The coding region runs from base 13 to 2208 and encodes 731 amino acids. The record is from RefSeq and is a predicted model, not a curated record.